Echinostoma caproni is the source of this 2412-nucleotide messenger RNA. NCBI's taxonomy places the organism in Eukaryota, Metazoa, Platyhelminthes, Trematoda, Plagiorchiida, Echinostomatidae. The record is from the annotation of a GenBank genome assembly.
AUGACAUUAAGUACUAAAAUACGAAUAUUCUGCAUCCAGGUUUCUUCUAUUCUUGAUUUCCUGAUUACCAGUAGUCUUGUGCUCUUGAUUAAUAAUGGACGUCAGCUGACUGUUCGUUUGAUUGGAGCUCUGGGUGGCCGAACUGGUGCACGCAACGACCGACUGAGCACUGUUUCGACUGUGGGAGCUUCCGCUUUGAACUUGUCGAUAUGCUCUGCCUCUCCCAGUAUGGCAUCCAUGAUCAAUCAGGGUAAUGCUUCUGAAGCUGAUCUGGUUGCAAGAGCUGCUGCUGCUUUGCAUGCGGGCACGGAAGAUUCGGAUAGGCUAAUAAGCAGUGGCAAUUUAGAUCAGUUAUUCACCCGUCCGAAUGAAUCUAUGUCUGUCGCCGCCAACCUAGGAGGGAACACAAGCGCCGCUUCGAGCAGCGCGCAGCUGGCGCGAGGUUCUUCCAUGGUUAGUCUGAACUCCAACCAAAACUCUUCAGUUAGCGGUUUAACUGGAUCCAAUACGGAACUGCCGUCUAUGAAUAACCCCACCACAACCCCGAUAACCACGAGCAGUCUACCCAGUCUGUGUUUGGGAGAAGACCUGAGUGUGUACGAAUUGCUGAUCGAACUAGCCGAAGCUGAACUUGUCCAAACGCCAAUGUUUCCUGCAACGGAGAGCAAAAAGAGCAAAAACGUGGUUGGUGGUGGUGGGAUUCAGACCACCACGGGUGUAUCUCUAUCUUCGUCGUUUAGCCUAAUUCACCCAAUCCGUUUGUUACUUGCAACAUUACCAACUUGUCCUGCAGCUACGCUGUCGCGGACCGGAAACCAGUUGCAACAAAGUCUUCUCUGCAGUCCAUCUACUCUGCUCAAGUCCACUCCCUUUCGGACGUUGUAUAAAUUACAGAUUCUCAGCGCUUCUCUGAUCCCGGUUGAUUCCACGCCAUGGUGGAAUAUUUCCCCCGGUUGUUUAUUGUCUCCUCCCUCACAACUGUACGCAAACGCCACCGCGGCCCCGAUACCCAUAUCCCUUGGAUCUGGUACCCACCGCACCUCCCGGUCAUCUGUGAUACAACGACCCAGUAAUUUUGUUGGUGCGGCUGCGGCUGCAGGCGCUUCUUGUCAACCAGACCAAGCUAUUCCUGUUCCAAUUACUCCAAGCAAUGACCCUAAAUGGUUCAUGUCGAGCGAUUCACUCGCAUUUGCAAGCAGUAACAUGCUGGAAUCUACCUCAGCACCGUCCUCGCCUGUGUUUCGUCGUCGUCGAAAUUUCAAAUUUUUCGGUCACAAUCCUGCUGUUCCACCCGACCAAGGUCAGCUUAAGUCACGUCAAAGCGCUUCUUUUCGACCCAGUCUGGUUUCCUGUGCAGAUUCCUCUUACAAUGGAGUCUUAAUACAAAAAUACCUCACCCCGAAGUUUGGUUCAGAGUUACUAUCUGCAUUGUUGGACACGGCAGUGGCCAGUGCCAGCGUUUCCGAGCAAUUUCCACACCGCCAGAGCGGAUUGGGUGUACAUGUUUUACCCAAACAAUCUGGUCUGAAUCCAAUCUAUCAACCGAACAAAGACAGUCGAGCUGGUGUGGCUAGCCUGAUUGAGGUUAUUGCACCCAGUGGGCAUAUUUUACUGUAUCAGGAUGUGGAGAUUGCUGUACAGAGUAUCCAUUUGCUGAUCCAAUGUGUUCUCGCGUAUCCCAACCAACUGCUGGACAGUUUCCUUUCUCUGGAUCGAUUAGCGGAUAAACUACUUCGUCUACUCACUUAUUCCCCGUCCAUUCGUACAUUUUACCAGCAUGAUUCCAAUUUGUACGGUCUGGUGAAGGCCACAGUUAAGUCGGGUAUCAUAUCCAAUGUGAUUCUAAUCGGUAUUUCUGCCUCAAUUGUUGACCUUCUCAUCUUAUUGCAUCAUAAUCACGACCCGGUACAGAUGGGUUCUUUUUCCGCCUACUCCUCGGCCGGUCCUAGUAGUGCUAUGCAAACACCAGAAAAUCUAUCUGGUCGCAGUUCACCCCGGGUUUCACAAAUUCUUCUGGGCGAAGAUUCUACCGGUCGAACAAGAAGUGUGCAAUCUUCAUCAAAAUGUCUCAACUGGGAUGUGCAACCUGUACUGUCGGGUCGUAAUGACAGUGGGUUUGUGGGUUUGCGUAACGGUGGUGCGACGUGUUACAUGAACGCCGUACUCCAGCAAUUGUUCAUGCAACCAGGCCUUGCUGAAGCACUGCUGAGCAUCUACGAGACAGACGAACUGGAUGAAAAGAAUAUCCUAUUCCAAACGCAAAGGGUAAGUAUAACGUUCCCCGUGUGUAGUACUUUGUUAAAAUAUAAUUUUCGGUCCUCGCUGUUCACUCCUAUCUGGUCGUUACUGUUAUUUGUUUUUAUUAUCCUGCCGUCUCCAGCCAUGUCGCUCAGUGUCUGUAACCAUCGGUGA